Molecule: messenger RNA, 556 nt
Organism: Nicrophorus vespilloides
Lineage: Eukaryota; Metazoa; Arthropoda; Insecta; Coleoptera; Silphidae
Product: protein-tyrosine sulfotransferase
Exons: 2
Biological process (GO): peptidyl-tyrosine sulfation
Cellular component (GO): Golgi apparatus
Molecular function (GO): protein-tyrosine sulfotransferase activity
Source: RefSeq, a predicted model, not a curated record
AUGCGGACAGGAAACGCGCGUAAUUCCGAGGGUGCUGCAGUUCCGUUACCAGUGGCUGAAAUCUGACAAGGAAUCGUUGAGAUUGGAGCAGGCAGGAGUCAGCAAAUCCGUUUUGGAUUCAGCCAACGCCGCUUACAUUUUGGAGAUCAUCGCCAAACACGGUGAGCCUGCGCCUAGGCUAUGCAACAAGGAUCCUCUUCUUAUAAAAAUGGGUACUUAUAUUGUUGACCUGUUUCCAAAUGCUAAAUUCAUCUUCAUGACGCGCGACGGUCGUGCCACGGUGCACUCGAUCAUCUCCAGGCAGGUGACUAUCACCGGCUUCGAUCUGUCCAGCUACAGGCAGUGCCUGAAGAAGUGGAACAGGGCUGCUGAAGCUAUGAAUCUGCAGUGCAGAGAGCUGGGAUCGAGCAAGUGUCUUCGAGUUCCCUAUGAGCAACUCGUCCUCCAUCCUAGAGAGUGGAUGGAGAAGGUGCUCAAAUUCGUGGACGUACCAUGGAACGAGUCAGUGCUUCAUCAUCAGGACUUUAUCAACAAGGGUAUCAGCCUUAGCAAGUAA